CCGCGCGCCCGUCGGCAAGCCCAUCUCCUCCACAGUAUGUCACCCCCUUCUCCUACCUUGGUCCUCCUCCUCGCUUGCGUGCGUCCUCAGUCUCCCCUUGACAGCCAUCGCCCAGCUGGGUUCACCGGCGAGGUCCCGUCGGAGCCGCCGCACUGUCGACGACGGAGCACUGAGCCUCGCCGUUUUCACCUCGCCCGUCCCGACGCCGCUGAUGAACACCGCCACCACCUUCGCGACUCCCUCGACACGCUGCACCUCCCCGUCUUCUUCCCCAUCGACGAGGACCACCGCAGCCGCAGCCCCCUCCGUCACCGACGUCGUGCCGCCGUCUUCAUCAUCGCCGGCCACCUCCACCACCCGCCAUAUAUCCGAUGAGGAUUAAGGUGCGAUAGGUCGAUGUUCUACACUCAA
Molecule: messenger RNA, 411 nt
Organism: Triticum dicoccoides
Lineage: Eukaryota; Viridiplantae; Streptophyta; Magnoliopsida; Poales; Poaceae
Exons: 3
Coding region: 37-375 (112 amino acids)
Source: RefSeq, a predicted model, not a curated record